GUAAUCUGAUAUUUGCCUAAACGGAGGUAGGUAGGUAGGUGUGGGGAGAAGCUUCAUACAACUUUACUACAACUCGGAAACCAGGUGGAAUACCUAUGAUACCUACUAAGGAGUAGCGGUAUUGAAUUAACUGCCUAACUAACAACUAGGCUGUAAAUCGUCAAAUCCACUAUUCUUGGGAUUCGUUCACUUGAUAGGGGCAGCCCGAGCUUAGUCCCAACCCAACCAAGCCUUCAAGGACUCAAGAUGCGACUGUUAGACAUCCUAGGCACAUUGGCGAGUGUGCCGGGCCUCUUUACACUAGCAUCCGCGGCGAAGCAUUUCCAGAUCCCACCCCGUCCCGACGUCGUACCUAGCCCCUACAACGCCGGCCAGUCCAUGCCCAUCUCCCUACCCCGCGACCCGGACCGAUACUGCCAGGUCAAGCCCGUCCUCCCCCCACAACGAGACGACGCGCCAAGUAUCCUGCAAGCACUGCAGGAGUGCAACGACGGCGGCACCGUGGUGCUCGACGCGUCCUACCUGAUCGGCUCGCCGCUGGACCUCACGUUCCUCAAGCACGUCGACAUCGUUAUUACGGGGAACAUCGCCUUCGACGACGCGGAUGUGUACUACUGGGAUAGCCACAGUUUUAAAUACACGUUCCAGAACCAGAGCGUGUUUUGGAAGGUUGGGGGGGAGGAUGUGAAUAUUUACGGCGAUUUAGGCUUGGGCGAGGGCAGGAGUGUGGUUGAUGGGAGGGGGCAGGCGUAUUGGGAGGAGAUGAUGGUAAAUGAGAAUCUAUUCCGGCCUAUGCUCUUCGCCUUCGACGGGGUUAAGGGGGCGACUAUGUCGAACUUGCGGAUGCGCAAUCCGCCUAAUUGGUUUAAUAUUAUUGCAAAUAGUUCUGAUGUCAUAAUCAGUAACAUGGACCUUCGCGCCGAGUCACUUAAAGGAACCAAGAUCGCCAACUCAGAUGGGUGGGAUACAUAUCGUUCGGAUCGGGUAGUCAUACAGGACUCCUUCAUCCGCAACACUGACGACUGCGUGUCUUUCAAGCCAAACAGCACAAACAUCGUCGUCCAAAACCUAGAAUGCAUUGGGUCCCACGGCAUCAGCAUCGGCUCCAUCGGACAGUAUAAAGGGGAAACGGAUAUCGUGGAGAAUCUGCACAUCUACAACAUAUCCAUGACGAACGCCAGCGACUUCGCCAGGAUAAAGGUGUGGCCGGGCAUCGAAACCGACUUCCAGCCGCAUCUUGGGGGCGGCGGAGGGUCUGGUCAUGUUCGGAACGUCACGUUUGAUCUCUUGCACAGCGUUAACAAUGACAGAGCGAUUACUAUCACGCAGUGCUAUGGGCAGAAAAACGAGACGCUGUGUAACGAGUUUCCGGCCAACUUGACGAUCACAGAUGUCACAAUGAAGAACAUCUUUGGGACUACUUCCUCGAAGCUGGAUCCACUGGCAGGAACGCUUGUUUGCAGUGCUCCGGACCGAUGUAGCAACAUCAAGGUUGAAAAUAUCACGAUCUCGGUUCCAAGCGGAGAGGCGCCGGUUUAUGAGUGCAGGAAUAUGGAUAAUGGCAUUUUGCAGCUGACCUGUAUCCCAGAUGCUUAGGGAAGAGAGGGAAAGAGGGAAGUUUCGGAGGGCUAAGGGAAAGGCUGUUGUAGGUCGACUUGUGGAUGUUGGUAUACUAGGUCAUAGUAACGCUCAAAUAGCAUCUUUGCAAGAACAUACGAGACAAGAAAGAUGAC
Messenger RNA from Hypoxylon fragiforme, 1733 nucleotides. Its product is annotated as glycoside hydrolase family 28 protein. Gene Ontology annotation, molecular function: polygalacturonase activity. NCBI's taxonomy places the organism in Eukaryota, Fungi, Ascomycota, Sordariomycetes, Xylariales, Hypoxylaceae. The record is from RefSeq and is a predicted model, not a curated record. Gene Ontology annotation, biological process: carbohydrate metabolic process. Bases 247 to 1596 code for a protein of 449 amino acids. The transcript is spliced from 8 exons.